Molecule: messenger RNA, 2814 nt
Organism: Mycena citricolor
Lineage: Eukaryota; Fungi; Basidiomycota; Agaricomycetes; Agaricales; Mycenaceae
Source: the annotation of a GenBank genome assembly
UACCCAUUCAUCUCAACUGCUCUCAUGUCUAGCAACUUCGACUUCACCGACAAGGCUCAGGAGAGCGUUGCCGCUGCUAUCCAACUCGCGAAGGAUUACGCGAAUGCUCAGGUUCAUCCUGCGCACUUGGCUCAUAUUCUUCUCAACGAUGGAUCCGGAGACAUGCCUGGUGCUAUCCCAGCCCAAUCGCAAGGGACUUCCCUCUUCUCGUCCGUCAUUUCCCGCGCAGGUGGUGAUCCUACCAUCGCCAAACGCGCCAUCCAAAAAGCUAUUGUCCGCCUUCCGACCCAAAGCCCGCCACCCGAAGAAACAUCCAUCAGUGGCCCGCUUUCCAAAGUGCUUCGGGAGGCUCAAGGACUCCAGAAGCAGAUGCACGAUUCGUACAUCGCCCAAGACCAUCUGCUUCUCGCUCUGCUCAAGGACGCCACCGUCGCAGCCGUUCUGAAGGAGGCAAGUCUGACCGAGGCGACUCUCAAGACCGCUAUCGAGCAGAUCCGCGGCAACCGACGCGUCGAGUCGAAAACGGCCGAGCAAGGAUUCGACGCGCUCCAGAAGUACGCCGUGGACUUGACUGCCUUGGCCGAGGAGGGGAAGAUUGAUCCAGUCAUCGGUCGCGACAACGAGAUUAGGCGCGCUAUUCGCAUUCUGUGCCGGCGGACGAAGAACAACCCUGUGCUGAUCGGUGAGCCUGGUGUGGGGAAGACCAGCAUUGCGGAAGGACUCGCCCAGCGGAUUGUCAAACGCGAUGUUCCUGCGAGCCUCAUUGCGCGUCUGUACUCACUGGAUAUGGGUGCAUUGAUGGCCGGUGCCAAGUACAAAGGCGAAUAUGAGGAGAGAAUAAAGUCAGUUUUAAACGAAGUCGAGAAGGCCUCGGAGGAUGGUGGCCCCGGGGUCAUUCUGUUCAUCGAUGAACUGCACUUGAUUAUGGCUGGUCGCGGUGGCGAGGGUGGAGGAAUGGACGCAGCCAACCUUUUCAAGCCUCUUCUAGCUCGUGGUAAACUGAGAUGCAUCGGUGCGACUACUUUGGCCGAGUAUCGCAAAUACAUUGAGACGGACGCUGCUCUGGAGCGGCGAUUCGCUCAAGUCAUCGUCAACGAACCCUCUGUCUCGGAGACAAUCAGCAUUCUGCGUGGAAUCCGGGAGAAGUACGAAGUGCAUCACGGUGUUCGCAUCCACGACGGGGCUUUGAUUUCAGCAGCAACCCUUGCGCAUCGUUACCUCACUUCUCGGCGACUACCCGAUGCCGCCAUCGACUUGGUGGAUGAAGCUUGUGCAUCUGUUCGAGUGACCCGAGAGACUGAACCCGAGGAAAUCGAUAAACUCCAGCGCAAGAAACUCGAACUGGAAGUCGAGAUCCAUGCUCUUGAGCGAGAGAAAGAUGACGCCAGCAAAGAACGUCUACACCUCGCACGAAAGGCUAUCGCCGACGUCGAUGAUAAACUCCAACCACUGAAGGCUGCGUUCGAGAAUGAAAAGCGUCGUGGUGAUGACAUCAGCGACGUUCGUCGUAGAAUGGACGAGCUCAAAGCCAAAGCUGAGGAAGCCGAGCGGAGGCAUGAUCUCGCUACUGCAUCCGACAUCCGAUACUACGCUCUGCCUGACCUGCAGAACCGACUGGUCGAGCUGGAGGCCCGCAAGGCCGCCGAAGAUGCCGCUGGUGGGGACACGUCUGACACAGUCACAUCAGACCAGAUUGCGGAGAUUGUGGCUCGGUGGACUUCUAUUCCCGUGACCCGUCUCAUGUCAUCGGAGAAGGAGAAACUGCUUCGCAUGGAGAAGAUUUUGGCGGAGAAUGUUGUUGGACAACCCGAUGCCGUCAAAGCCGUCGCGAACGCAAUCCGUCUGUCGAGGAGUGGUCUGACCAACCCUCAACGCCCCAUUGCCAGCUUCUUGUUGGCCGGUCCGUCGGGGACAGGUAAAACUCUCUUGGCGAAGACUUUGGCAACCCUAAUGUUCGAUUCUCCGGAUGCGAUGAUCCGUAUCGACGGAUCUGAGUACUCUGAGAAGCAUAGCAUCUCUCGGCUCAUUGGAUCCCCACCGGGCUAUGUCGGUUAUGACGCUGGCGGACAACUUACGGAAUACAUCCGCCGCAAGCCAUACAGCAUUGUGCUAAUCGACGAGGUGGAGAAAGCGUGCAGAGAAUUCAUCACCCUGUUUUUGCAAGUGCUCGAUGACGGCCGCCUGACGGACGGACAAGGCCGGCUAGUUGACUUCCGAAACACGGUUUUGAUUCUCACGUCCAACCUGGGAUCGUCGCACAUCUUCGACAGCGGAGAUGGGCCGAUUACACCCCAAACCAAGUCGUUGGUCAUGGGCGCCAUUCAAGGCCACUGGCCGCCGGAGUUUAUUAACCGAAUCGAUGAGAUCGUCAUUUUCCGUGCUCUUUCACGCAGGAAUGUGCUGAAGAUUGUGGACAUCCGAUUGAAGGAGGUCGAGCAACGGCUGGCUGAUCGCAAGAUCACGCUUGAUGUGGACACUUCAGCCAAGGAAUACUUGGUUUCUGUGGGCUGGUCGCCGCAGUACGGCGCUCGGCCACUGAACCGGGCAAUUCAAAGCGAGUUGCUGCACCCGCUGUCUAUGCAGAUUCUUGCAGACAGGGUGCGCGAUGGGGAGCUGGUGCGGGUCCGCUUCGACGGGCCGAGCAACAGGCUUCUCGUCCAACCAAAUCACGAAGGAACUGCCGAUCCAAUGGACGUCGACUUGGACGAGGAUGACGACAUCGAAAUCGAAGAAAUGGACUAAACCAGGGAUUGUCACUGUAAAAUAUAUGCAUGUACUUUAGUUCUCAGGAAUUCACGUUGUAUCUGGCUGGAC